AACACCAAUGACAGCCAGCUUUCCGUCAGCGUAGUAUUUUCUAAAAAUUAUCUAAAGUAAAGAGUUAUUAUUGUAUUUCUAGAGUUUAUACAUAGUGUAUUUUUAUAUCUAAAUUAUAUCUAAUAUGUUAAAUUCAUGUACAAAGUGUUAGCGUGUGAAUAAAAGUGUAUGUGAAUGUUGAGACUCCAUUCUACAAUGAAAGAUGUCGUAUUAUUGGUGUGUGUACAGUCGCACCAAACGAAAGUGACUAGUUGACCGUGUGUUAUACGGUGCUUAUUGAAACAUUCGACUGGCAUUAAAAUGGCGCAGACGGUGAGGCGAGCGAUCGAGGGCAGAUACCCGUCCUGUUACAUACCUAGUAGGAUAAAAGAGAGGAGAGCAAAGGCUCGGGCUUUGAGGUUAGAACAACAGCGGAAGCCAGACAAACCGGAGGACUUUGUAUGCUACUCGGACAGUGACAGCGAGGAAGAAACACCAACACAGCAACAUAGGAUAUUGUCAACGUCUUAUAAUUUCGUCGACUAUGUACGCUCUAGAGAAAUGCAGACGUCGGAGCCACGUUCAGUGGAGCCGUCCUACGCGACCCGACACAUGCUCACACACGACAUGUUCCGAGAGACGCCUAUCAACCUCGGCAACAUGAACAAGGUGUUCUGCUCGCAGUGGCUCUCCGACAGGCAGGUGGUCUUCGGCACCAAGUGUAAUAAGUUAAUGGUGUACGAUGUCCGUCGCCGGACGCUGGACGCGAUCCCGACGCUGCGGCCGCGGGCGCCGUGGGCGGGCGCCGACCAGCAGACCGGCAUACACGCGCUGCAGAUCAACCCCUCCAGAACGUUACUAGCGACAGGUGCGCGUAACUCGUGUGAGCUGGCGAUAUACAGCCUGCCCACGCUAGACCCCGUCUGUGUCGGGGAGGCGCAUAAAGACUGGAUCCUGGACAUGUGUUGGCUGGACGACGAGUUCGUGGUGACAGGAUCCCGCGACUCCAAGCUGGCGCUGUGGCGGGCACCAGCAGCCCCCCCCACCCAGGCCAUGCACCACUAUGUACCGCCUGUCUGUGUCAAGGAGUGUCGCUCCGGUCAGAAAGUCCGCGCGCUAACAUUCAACCAGCGUUGGCGCGAGAUCGCGGCGCUGACGCUCAACGGAUACAUACACGUGUUCAACGCUGAGACCUUCCGACAGACACUGUCCCGGAAGCUGCCUUCAUGUCAGGAUCUAGUGUGUUUGGCUACACAGGAAAGUGGUGUAUAUGCAAUCGGCUGCAAAUCCUACACUCUACUACUAGACUGCCGUACUUUACAAUCAGUUAAGAAGAUCACAUCUCGCUACAAUGGAUGCGGCAUCCGAUCUGCUAGCUUCCGAGGCAAUAUGCUUACUAUCGGCACUGGAUUGGGUCUACUAAUGUUCUACGAUCUACGUGCGGGCAAAUACUUAGAGAGUAAUAUACAUUCUACCAAAACUGUCACACUCAAAGCUUCACGAGGUUAUGUGUUCCCCGACGAGGAAGCGGACGGCUUCAACCAAGUGAAGCACGUGCCCGCCAUCUACACACACUGCUACGACGACAGCGGCACUCGCAUCUUCACCGCCGGCGGACCCUUACCCGCCACCCUCAUCGGCAACUACGCCGGACUCUGGCAGUAGCCCCCCCAGCAGACCCCUAGCUCGCGAGAUCCUUUAGGCCUCCUAAAUGUUGAUACACACCCCCUAAAAAUUUGGAACGUGGUUAUCUAAUGUUUGAAAAGAAAUGAGAAUCGGGUUUAUGAGAAAUUUGACAUUCACACGAACAAAUUCGGAAGGAAAGCUUAUUAAUUUUGGCAAAGUGAAAUAUCGGAAAAGCCUAUCUUUCCCCCUAACAAUUUUGAGUAUGAAAUUAAUAAGGGUAGCUUUAUGCCAUUGAUCCCAUGUAGCUUUAUGCUAUGUAACUUAUAAUUCGCAUAUCAGAAAAUGAAUAAAAAUGCUACUCUUUUUACUACUAAAAUAAAAAAAAAUGCUUUAAAAAGUGAGUGAAAACUAACAAAAAAAUCUUAUGAUAAAUUAUUUAUUACAUAAAAUGUAGUGUUUUCCACUGCAGAGUCUAAAUUGGUGACUAGUGUUCUCCGAUUUCAAUGUCGAUACUUUUGUCGAGGCUUAAAAUGUAUUAACGUUUACUUAAUCGUGAUACAAUUAUUUUCAUCCAUGCAUCUGGGUCCUAUAAAUUAUUUUAUUAGGGUUUCCUUUACGAAACAAUGAUUUUACACUAUGUAAAUCACAAAUAAACUAUGUUAUUUUAUACAAACCACUUUCAAUGACAGACCCACUUAUAAAGCGUUAUAAUUGUAAUGAUGAUCGAGAUACGACUAAAUAAAAAGCUGUGUGUGAUGUCUUGUAUCAAAUAAGAUACAUGUUUAAUUUUGUACUAUUAGUCUAAUACUUUUAAAGUUAUGUCCUCAAUGAAGUUGGAAGGAAAAAUAUCGAAAUUACAACUUCCACAGAGGUUUAUAAAAACACUCGAUUUUAAUUAUAUCUUCGUUUUAAAAUGGAAUACGGGAUGUAUUUUAAAUGCUUGAAUUUUAACUAUUAGGUUAAUUUAGGCGAGUAUAGUUUAUAUAGUAAAAUGGUUUAUAGUGUAGAUGUGUACGGAAUUGUGUAUGCAUAGCAAUAAUAUGUGGAAAUACGAAAGUGCAAAAUUAUUCGAUUUGUGAAAAUUGACUUGUUACAGAGUGCAAUAGAAAUGAAUACAUCAAUGAUCAAACGAGGGAUUUACGCUCAACUACACGCGAAUUUAUAAAUUAUAAAAAAAGAUAGAACACAAUUUGUUGAUGAAUAACUUAUUUACUUUUAUUUUAAUGCGUGAAUCGGAUUGUAACAUAGAUAAUGCUAUAUUUUAAAUUGUUUCGUAAUUUUUAUUUUGACAUAUUAAAAUGUUAAUUUAUACAAACAAUUUCUUGCGGCAUAUAUGUAUUAUUUAAAGUUGGUAAGUCACAAAAAUACGCGAAUGAUGUAGUUAAUUUGCCGUGAGAUAGAUUGUAAAUUACGCUAUAAUUUAUCUGGAUAAUAAUUUUAUAGAAUGAACAGAUUAGGAAUCGAUAUUUUUUUAGUCAAGAAAGUAAAGCGUUGCACUGUUGCACAUCACUACUAACUACUAAUAUUGUUGAAUGUCGAUUAAACCUGCUUUGAUAAGCUUACCUCAGAUAAAUAUGAAUAUCGAAAGCCCUGAUCUCACCAAUAACCAUAAGGGUUUCUUUUACAUAAACUAUAUUUCCACAUUUACACUCUUGGCGAGAAAACUAUCGAUUACAGAUUGGUCUCGGCUCGACUCGGUCUUGGUAUUGCCUUUAAACUGUGUACUUCAAAACACCAUAUAAGAUAUUAAUGUAAAGUUGUCAGUUCGCGAUUCAAAGCCGCAUGUACCUCAGUAAUCGUGUAGACGAAACGGGACGACCUGUAUAUACUUUAGAUAUACAUUUAUUAUUGUAAUAUUACUUCAUUCAUUUAAAAAAUAUUUUUACAUUAUUUUCAUAUGAUAUGUGAUUGUAAAUUAGUUUAGUCUUUAGUAAUAUCGAACAUUGUCGUCAGUGUUUACUUUUGUAUAGCUAAAUGUUUUAGUAUAGAUUAUAAAUAAUGUGGUUUAUUGUUUGUAAGCCGUCCCGUUUUCACGGAUACAUAGUUACAAACGUCUAUAGUAAAUAUCUCUUACUAAAACCCCCAUACAUAGGUAAUAUUAAAAUGAGAUUUAAAAAAUGCGGCAAAAAAAUGUAACCGUGGGGUCAUAAGACAUAAGUACUAUAGAGUAUUAAAGUAGAAACUAAUUUGAUAGAGUUAACGCGAUAUCCAUAAUAUUAGUCUGUAAUUUAUGGACUGUGUGUCCGUGUGUUUUUACAUAUAAUUUCUUACUAAAUAAUCCAUAAAAGUGGAAAUUGUGACGAGUAAAAGACUUGAGUAUGCUGA
Messenger RNA from Helicoverpa armigera (cotton bollworm), 3930 nucleotides. RefSeq names its product DDB1- and CUL4-associated factor 12 homolog (gene DCAF12). The record is from RefSeq and is a predicted model, not a curated record. Lineage: Eukaryota; Metazoa; Arthropoda; Insecta; Lepidoptera; Noctuidae. Gene Ontology annotation, molecular function: protein binding. Gene Ontology annotation, cellular component: Cul4-RING E3 ubiquitin ligase complex. The transcript is spliced from 10 exons. Bases 301 to 1644 code for a protein of 447 amino acids.